This is a messenger RNA of Chara braunii, 1095 nucleotides long. The record is from the annotation of a GenBank genome assembly. NCBI's taxonomy places the organism in Eukaryota, Viridiplantae, Streptophyta, Charophyceae, Charales, Characeae.
CCGCAGCUUCGGAAGCCAUGGCCACCUCAGCACAGCAGUCCUCUCAGGCCGGUAGUUCAGAUUCUGUCGGGUCAACGGUCGCACAAACCCAGAGUCAGUCCACUGGCGUAAUGGCGUGCCAGCCAUGACUCCCGAUGAGAUCGCCAUACAACAAGCAGCAUUGCAGGAGGCACAGCUACAAAAGGCGUUAGGAGAUAUAAAAGCGGAGAAAGAAAGGAUGAUAAGAAGAAGAGUCAGGAUGCAACGUAGACAAGCGGACGUUAGUGAGUUAGAGGAGAUGGACCUGACGAACGUGACUGAUGAUGUGAGACUCGUACGGUCUGUCCUGCUGAAUGUAGUUGAGAUGCAGGACCGUCAGACAACCAUCCUGCAAGACAUCCAGCAAAGUCUGGCCCUGUUGGUUGGGCGAACGCAGGCAACGUCGCCAAUGUCCGGGCCUGGUGCCUGGCCCGUUGCGCAUCCUCCUCCUUAUGUCCCACCGGUGACUGGGGUAUCCCCAUAUGUAGCUCCGUCAUCGGUUGCGAUCGUUUCCUUGGGCAUGCCGCUAUCAGGAGGGGUAUCAACAGGGACUAGUUUGCAGGUUCCUGUUCAGCCAGUGUUCACCCAAACUCCGUUGCAGGUUGCAGUCACCACGCAGCCUGCUGUCUCGCAGCCUGUGCAGCCGCAGGGCACACAGCCCCAGCAGCUGACACAGCAACCCGUGUCACAGGGUCCCCGGCCCGUAGUGAUGCAGGGACCGAGACAAACACAGUGGGUUCCAAGGACGGCCAUCGCCGCUCCCAAACCUUACACAGGGGACAAGAGGGGCGAAGACCUCGACACGUGGUUGAGGGCAGUGCCGGUCUAUGUCAGGUGUAAAAUUACCUUGCCGCACGAAGAAGUGCUUGUGGCUGCUUCCUACCUAGAGGGUAGUGCAGCAAGAUGGUUGAGUGGUUUAGUGCAGCUCCAGGGGUAUGGUCAUGACUUCCGCGCUUGGGCGGUCAAGAAGAAAUUGCAGGAGUUCCUGAAGAUGGUGGAGGACAGGUGGCACGAUCCUUAGGAGGCCCAAAGGGCCACUGAUGCGAUCCUAACACUGCACAUGCGGCAGUUCAAGUC